AUGACACAAGACAAACCAACAGCUCUUGCUGCUACGAAUUUGUUCAAGCCAAUCAAGGUGGGCAAUGUUACCCUGAAAAAUAGGCUGGUCCACACGCCAACCACCCGCAAGAGAAACACUGAAUCGUUUGUCGCUACGGACCUGAUGCUCCAGUACUACACAGAUCGGGCGCAAAAUAAUGGUGGGCUCAUAAUUGCUGAAGCAACUUUCAUUUCUCUUCAGGGUGGCCUCAUGAGACGUGCUCCUGGGAUCUGGAACAAGGACCAGACCAAGGCGUGGAAGAAGAUUGUUGAUGCUGUUCAUGCUGAAGGCUCCUUCAUGUCGUCCCAGUUCUGGCAUCUGGGAAGAAUGGGUGAGCCUGAUGUGUUGAAGGAGUGGGGUCAAAAGUACAUUGGUCCUUCUGCCGUUUACAGGAACGAGGAGAGCGAGAAGGCUGCCAUCGAUGCUGGGAAUGAGCUCCUGGCCAUGACCAAGGAGGAUAUCCAGCAACUGAAGGACGAAUACAUUAAUGCUGCUGAUAACGCUUUUGAGGCUGGCUUCGACUUCAUUGAGGUUCAUGCUGCUCAUGGAUAUCUGUUUGACCAGUUUCUGAGAGAAGCCACCAAUAAGAGAACUGACGAAUAUGGUGGUUCUAUCGAAAACAGGGCGAGACUACUGCUUGAGAUCUUGGACAUGUUGAUUGAAAAAUAUGGUGCUGAGCGUGUGGCUGUCAGACUUUCUCCCUAUGUAAGAGGAAUGUUGGGUCCGGAAGGACUUGUCUCUCACCCAAUUGUGACAUUCUCGUACGUAUUCGACCAGUUGGAGAAGAGAGCGAAGGCAGGCAACAGACUGGGAUAUGUGUCCAUUGUGGAACCCCGUGUCGACGGAAGUGUCAAUGCCGUCAACAGAUCUUCUUUGGAAAACAAUGAGUGGAUUUUUCAGAUCUGGGAAGGUGUUGUGUUGAGGGCCGGUGCCUACCUUUCUGAUGAAGGGUAUCAGAACCUCGUUCAUGAUGUCGACCUGAAUGAUAGAACUCUCAUUGGUGUUAGCAGAUACUAUACGUCCAAUCCGGAUCUGGUCGAGCGUCUUAAACAGGGUUAUCCUUUGCAACCUUACAACAGACCUACGUUUUACACCUCAACUAAUUAUGGGUUCAACACCUGGAAGAAGUAUGGCGAGACAUGGAAGGACGAUGCCGAAUCAGAGGAGGCCAAGAGGCUUCCAGUCUCGCUGGUUUAG
Molecule: messenger RNA, 1218 nt
Organism: Kuraishia capsulata CBS 1993
Lineage: Eukaryota; Fungi; Ascomycota; Pichiomycetes; Pichiales; Pichiaceae
Exons: 1
Coding region: 1-1218 (405 amino acids)
Molecular function (GO): NADPH dehydrogenase activity; FMN binding
Source: RefSeq, a predicted model, not a curated record